AUGGCGACCAGAGACACGGACCGAGAACAGCUCCGCCCCCACCAAGGGGAUUGCUUUUUCCAGGCAAAGGAAAAGAACACGAUAGUUUGCCUGGACACAGGAGAAGGAAAGACUUUGAUUGCGGUACGCCUCAUUGAGCACUUUCUGAGAUUUCAUCGAGGCAAACGCGCGGUAUUUCUCGUUCCGACGCUAGCUUUAGUAGAUCAACAAGCCGACUACUUGAGGCGGGAAUGCCUCAUACCAACAAUAGAUGGCGAUGACGACUCAUCUGUAUUGGCAACACCAGAGAUAUUGUUGAUUGAGGGCGAAAAGCAAGCAGGUUGGGAGAAGUUAGAAUGGCAGAAAGCUAUCAGAGAAAAUGAUAUCCUUCUUGGCACCCCGGCAGUUUUUCUAAGGGCGGCAACACAUAACUUUAUCUCGAUCGACCAAUUCUGUGUUCUUGUCUUUGACGAGUGCCAGCACGCCAAGAAGAACUCUGCGAUGGCUUCCAUCAUGCGCGAUGCCGUUCAUCCAUAUUGGAAGAAAUCUAAAUCCAAGCUCCCACGGAUUCUUGGUCUGACCGCGUCAUUCGCCUACGGCGGAGACGGCGACCUCAAGGGAGAGCGCCGCAACCUGGAAGCCUUGAUGAAUUCCACCAUAAUCUGCCCUGACGUUGCGCCUAGAUUCGAUGAGGAUUGCUUUCGAAAGAUUGAAUUUGGCAGCGACGAGCAUCACUCUCAGCAGCACAUCGAUGAGAUUGAUACAUUGCUAGAAGCAGCACUGAGGAAGCUCGGACGUGUCACGGGAAUCAAGAAGGCUGUGAAACAAUGCAUUCAUGUAUUCAAGGAACUUGGCCGAGAAAGUCUGUUGUUUUAUGUCCAGCAUGCAAUCAUGAGCCAAAUCGUCGACAAGAUUGCAAAUCUAGAUAGUUUGGACGAUGAAAACACGCAGAGAGCCGCACAAACUUUGCGUUCCAGGCUCCCUGAUCUACGAUGUGAGAUGCAGCAGCUUGAUGAUAGACUUCGUGAGACGUUUACUACGGAUUAUGUUCCCCGGACGCCAAAGCUACAAUGUCUUCUGGAGUUACUACAAAGAAACUUUUCUUGCCACGACAACGAUAGUAGCUAUAGAGGCAUGGUGUUCGUCCAGGAGAUCUCGCUUGUUUCGACUGUUGCCCAUCAAAUCAACGAGUUCUUCAGCGGUUCAAAUUGGCUGUGCGGUGUGCUCGCCGGGACCAAAGCUCAGACAAAGGAAAACAGAAAGGAAAACUUGGAAUGCUUCCGAAAAGGGGUGGCUCGCAUUCUUGUGUCUUCUUCUGCGGGUGAAGAGGGGCUCGAUGUUCCCGAGUGUCAGUUCGUGAUUCUCUAUUCAAAACUCCCGACGACCAAAAGCCAAAUCCAACGAAUCGGUCGCGUCAGGAGUGCAAACGCCGAGCUCUACUACAUGGAGAACGACCCGAACACUGAACGACGCAAAGCGGCGCAAAUGGCAGCAGUCGCAAGGGACACAUCACUGAACCUGAGCCCGGAGAAAUUGAAGAGUCAGAGCGAGGGAAUGACUGUAGUGACUCAUGUUCACCCAUAUCCCCCAGGCACGGAGACCUCUGCAAACGAAGGAGGCGGAAUCAUCAAUGUCUUCAACUGCAAAGAAAUCUUUGUUCAGUAUUGCUCGAGGGUUCUAGCACAAUCCAUCAACCCCAGUAUGGAAUUGUAUGAUUACACGACAAUCCCUGGUCACCAGCAAGAGGUCCUCCAAAAUGUGAGAUACCCGACACCCGAGGCUUGGAAGACAGUCAGAAGAGAAGAGAUGUAUGACUAUUGGAAGGGGUCGGAUGUGAAGAAUGUCCUACUGCAGGAACGGUGCAAAGGAAAAUCCCCCUCUGAGAAGGAUGAGAUGCUGUUCGUGUACGUUGUGGCAGUGAAACUCCGAAUGGAAGGCCUUCUGGAUGAUCACAACAAGCCAUCAAACUUUGCCAAGAACUACACAAAGUCAAAGUGCCCCCUUCGCAGCAGCUUCGCUCCCGAGAGCAUUGCAUUGAAUCGACGAGUCACCUUUAAAGCUGCGACAAGAAAUCAUGUUGCUUCUACCAGGGGAGAAAUCUCUUUGGAAGGGUCUGAUGCACUCUUUAGGAAUUACCUGAGGACUGUAUUCGACAAGGAAUUCCUGAAUACUAUGUUCGACUUGAACGAAGAUAUACCAACCGAAGACCUUUUCCAUUAUCGCCUGGAUGGACGAGCAAAGCCGAUUCCUGCCGGGCUGUUCUGUCCCACCCCUCGGGGUUGGGAGGAAAUCUCGCUGGAAGACUACAGAGAAACGUUCGAAAACAUGGACUUGGCCGAUCAGCUUUCCGUGACCAAGUCCAGAGGCCGCACAGAGAAGAUGCAGAAAGCUUUUGUAUACUUGGCCGUCAAACGACUUCACGAGUUCGGCUAUUUGAACGAGAACUAUGUGCCCAUCCUACAUGCGACAGCACUCACGGUGACGAGGAAGAGCUGCAAGCUGCGUGUUGAAGAUGGAACCUUUGUUCCGACGACUAUUGGUGUGCCAGUCGCGUUGUCCUUGUCAGAAGCUUCUACGCCAAGUGGUAUUCCCAUGUCGGAGGUCAUGAGCGAACGUGUAGAAGAGGAAAGCGUGCCUGCCCUGUCUGAAACAAUGAUCAGUGUGUCGUCUGACGAAGAUAGCAGAGCUUCGGAGGUGUUCGCUAACCCUUCCUCCAUCGACGUCGACGGACUCGAAGACGCAGACAUGGAAGAAGCCUUCGACCAGAUGGUACCGGCGCCCACAGGGAACGGCCAAGGAGGCAUUUUUGAUGAUGCCGAUGACUGCUCGUCACUCUAA
Messenger RNA from Seminavis robusta, 2817 nucleotides. The record is from the annotation of a GenBank genome assembly. NCBI's taxonomy places the organism in Eukaryota, Bacillariophyta, Bacillariophyceae, Naviculales, Naviculaceae.